This is a messenger RNA of Aspergillus tubingensis, 2688 nucleotides long. Its product is annotated as putative C6 and C2H2 transcription factor RegA-like. The record is from RefSeq and is a predicted model, not a curated record. The transcript has 8 exons. Lineage: Eukaryota; Fungi; Ascomycota; Eurotiomycetes; Eurotiales; Aspergillaceae. Bases 1 to 2688 code for a protein of 895 amino acids. Gene Ontology annotation, biological process: DNA-templated transcription; regulation of DNA-templated transcription. Gene Ontology annotation, molecular function: zinc ion binding; DNA-binding transcription factor activity, RNA polymerase II-specific; DNA binding.
AUGCUCGAUAAGUCCUCUCCAUCAUUCCCCGCGCAAUCCCCAUCACGACCACUCCCUAAAGCGCGCGAUGGAUAUUUUCAAUGUGGGUUCUGCAAAAAACACUACAAUCGGGCAGAUCAUUUAAUUCGACAUGUCCGGUCGCACACCCGCGAGAAACCAUAUGUUUGCCAUGUGUGUAAUAAAGGCUUCGCCAGGCCGGACUUGAUGAAGCGACACGCUGCAGGUCAUGACCAUCCACGAGAUGGCAAGCGCAAACGUCCCCCGUCCUAUGCGAAGAGCGGUCGGGUCUCCCAGGCGUGCAAAGCAUGCGCCACAUCAAAGCUCAAAUGCGACGAGGAAAAGCCUUGUCGGCGGUGUCGGGACAAAAAGCUUAUUUGCGACUGGCACGACGCCGGAUUCGAUGAAUUGACCCCGGGGUCUCCGAUGCAAGGGUACGAUGACCCUGAUGGCCAAAGCCAGUAUCCCGAGCCACCUCAACCGCAUGCCGCGUUCUCGCCAACAAUACCGCCAAUGGGCGACUACCCAGCUACUAUCGAUAAUCCUUCAUUUACCACCCCUGACUUUGCUGUAAACAAUUAUUUGCCUGACCCGCCCGACCCCGCUCCUGAGAAUCCUCCGUCGACCAACUAUGGCGCAAUAUCACCCGCGUUUGAUCAUGAAAGUGGUAUCUUUAGUGUCGAUGGAACCUUCUUCCCCGAGUUCAUUCCCGAUGCUCUCAUCCCAUCCUUAUCCCGUCCGAACGAAUUAGAUCCACUGAAUGCCAUGAACCCUACGCCAGACUACCGCCAUAACCUUCUUAAUACCAACAUGCAGUUUGAUUUCGAUCUGACUGAAGUCGACUUUGGCCUGAUCGACUACUUCAAUUCCCAGGGGCUAUCACACCUUGCUCCACAGCCCCCCGAUGCACCCAACGAUCGGUCCGAUGUGGAUAGUAGGAUCGCGCUUGGGGCUGAGGCCUACAAACGAUCAUCACUGUCGGCAUGGAAACCUGCACAGCAUGACCAUGUCUUUGCUGACCAAGAUAACCUAUCAGUCCCAGUGGUUAUGGAUAGCCCAGGGUCCAGCAUCAGAGGAGAGCGACAGAUCCUACCUGAGAGGCUCGCCCCAGGUAGUCGCGAUCUCAUAUUCGGAAUGGUCUUACAGACGAGCGAGAAAGCCAUGAUUCCACGUAUAAUAAAGUCAUUCCCGAGUACCGAGCUGUUAGAUGGUCUCAUACAAGACUAUUUUGCCUACCAGAGCCAGAAGCUGGAUCCAUUCAUUCAUGGUCCGACGUUCUACCCCAAUGAACAGAGCUCCGACAUGCUCACAGCUCUUGCUGCCUCUGGUGCGGUCCGCUCCGCCAUACCCACCAUCCGUAAACUGGGCUACGCGUUGAUGGAAGUUGCACGCCUACACAUGUCGACUACGUUCGAGUCGGAUAACCGCAUCACACGCCAUCUUCGGCCUUCGCAAACAUUCGCAGUCGUCAUUGACAUUGGUUUAUGGAGCGGCAAUGGUCGAAGGACGGAAAUAGCGGAAAGCUUCCAACAACCACUGGUGACGAUGCUUCGACGGGCAUUACGUUUUCGCCGGACGAUCUACACAACUAUUGUGCCAAGUCCUGAGGACAACGAGGAAGAGCUGGAGAAGAAAUGGCACGCUUGGAUCGAGCAGGAAUCUUUCAGAAGACUUGUCCAUCAUCUAUUUUUACAUGACGCUCAGUGUGCGAUGAUGCUGAAUGUCAGUCCACUCAUAUCGUACGCUGAAUUAGAGCUUCCGCUCCCAUCCAUCCGCGCACUAUGGGACGCCAAGUCAGCAGCAGCAUGGAGGGAUACCUACCUAGACCUUGGAUUACUUUCAACCGAGCGACAGCCGUCUUUAGUCGAGGCCAUGCGGGACAUGUCCCGAUUACAAGGAGCUGUCGAUAUGCAGCUGGCCGGAUGCAUCCUCCUCCACGGCUUUUCGGCUAUGGUGAACGAGUACCACCGGUUUAGCUUUAUUUCCAAGGGCAAUUCCAAACAUUGGAAUGCAUUAGUGACCAACUCGCGACACCAAGAGCUAGCACAAGCCUUGCAGCACUUUCGCAUGAUCUGCUACGAAUGGCCCAACUUCCCCAUCCCCGAAGUCAUCCUAAUAUACGAGAUGAUCUCAAUGUUACUAUACAUGUCCCUAGAGGACCUCCAGCUAUUCGCCGGAAAGGAAGACAAGAGCGAGGCAAGACGAGUCUACCACAGUGCACUCGAAUGGAUCAGCAGCAUCGACUCACGACGAGCUGUAUGGCAUGCCGGCCAAGUCAUCCGAGCAGCCAAAGCCAUUCCGGCGGGGUCCGUGACCGGCUUCCUAGCGGUGGGAGUAUACUACGCCAGCUUGGCCUUUUGGUCGUAUAGCGUGGUGCUCAAAGCCAAGAACAAUAAAAUGGGGGGCUCAGAAAACCGCCCAUUGGGUCCCCCUUCCACCAUCCGCGGCCCAACGAUCUACCUCGACGGAGACGAGACCACCGACGUGCAGAAAUUCAUCUCUCUCGGAUGUGGCAGUCCGGCAUUGCAGGGCCGACAAGGUCCUGCGUUUGUCUCUGAUCCGGGACAGACUAUGGACCUCACUCAGGAGCUUCUGCGGGCAGAUGCUUCUCAGGAUGCGCUUCCCCCGUUAGUUCAGGGGUUGUGCCAGUUGAUGAAUGGUCUGGGUAAUGCUGCUAGAUCUGGUACUUGA